This is a messenger RNA of Callorhinus ursinus (northern fur seal), 1983 nucleotides long. The record is from RefSeq and is a predicted model, not a curated record. Lineage: Eukaryota; Metazoa; Chordata; Mammalia; Carnivora; Otariidae.
CCUGAGAAGGCCUGUGCUUGCUCUCACACGGAGAGCAGGUGGCCUGUGUUCUCUGAGCGCUCAGAUCCUCUUGCAUUUGUCUUGAGCUUCACAGACCUGCCUUAUUCUUUGAAGGACUCAGGUACCACCCAGGGCAAUGUUCUCUCUGUUGUCUGCACAGCGGAGUUACCCAAACCCAGCAUCACAAGCAACAACUCCGACCCCGUGGAGAAUGUGGAUUCUGUUGUAAUAACGUGUGGACCUCAAACUCAGAGCACAGGCUACCUGUGGUCAGUAAACAAUGAUAGCCUCCCGGCCAGCGCCAGGCUGGAGCUGUCCCUGGACAACAGGACUCUCACUAUACACGGUGUCACAAGGAAUGACACAGGACCCUAUGAGUGUGAAACUCGGAACCCAGUGAGUGCCGGUCAUAGUGACCCAUUCACCCUGAAUGUUCUCUAUGGCCCGGACGCCCCCACCAUUUCCCCCUCAGACUCCUGUUACCAUCCAGGGGCCAACCUCAGUCUCUCCUGCCACGUAGCCUCUAACCCACCCGCACAGUAUUCUUGGUUUAUCAAUGGGAGGCCCCAGCCAUUCACACAGGAGCUCUUUAUCCCCAACAUCACUGCGAAUGAUAGUGGAUCCUAUGCCUGCCUCGCCUAUAACUCUGGCACUCGCCUCAAUAAGACCACAGUCAAGACUAUCACAGUCUCUGAGCCAGUGGCCCAGCCCACUGUCCAUGCCAGCAACACCACAGUCACAGGAAAUAAGGACUCUGUGGUCCUGACCUGCUCCACAAAUAACACUGGAGUCUCCAUCGGGUGGCUCUUCAAUAACGAGAGUCUAAAGCUCACGGAGAGGAUGAAGCUGUCCCAGGACAACAGCACCCUCACCAUAGACCCUGUCAGGAAGGAAGAUGCCGGGACUUACCAGUGUGAGGUCUCCGACCCAGGCAGUUCCAGUAAAAGUGACCCUGUCAGACUGGCUGUGGAAGAUGAUAGAACGCAACCAAAUUCUGGCCUCCCACCUGGGGCUAUUGCGGGCAUUGUGACUGGAGUCCUGGCUGGGGUUGCUGUGAUAGCAGCCCUGGUGUACUUUCUGUUUAUCAGGAAGACUGGCGGGGCAAGUGACCUGCGUGAUGUCACAGAGCACAAACCCUCAGCCUCCAACCACAGUAAGGACCAUUCUGACAAUUUGUCUAACAAGAUUGAAGAAGUUGCAUAUUCUUCCCUGAACUUCAAUGCCCAGGAAUCAACGAAAUCAACUUCGGCCUCCCCAUCCCCAGCAGCCACAGAAACGGUGUAUACAGAAGUACGAAAGAUGUAACGCAACCUGUCCUGCUCACUGUGCUCUUCCCAAGCUUCUCGUCCCCAUCACUAUGAGAUCCCUUUACCCUCAGGGAAAAGGGGAAGAAGCCUCUUUCCCCACCUCACUCCCUAAUGAGGCGCCUCCGGGCUGCCUGGUCACAGCCCCUCCCUUCAGUGUCAAUAGAUGAAAAGGUACAUCCGGGAUUCUAGGAAACCCAACCCUCCUUGUCAUUGAAAUUUGGCAAAGCGGACCUUGGGAAGUGGCCACAACCUCUGCCCCUCGGCCUUCCCUUGUUUUAAACGUACCUAUUCCUUCCUGCCCCAGUCCUGCCCUACUGGAGUCUAACUUGAAUUUACCAUAACCUUGAGCGUCCUCUCCUGAUCCACUGAAAUGCACGUGCCAGAAAAGAAAAGAGAGAAGAAGUAAAAGUAAAAACUUCUCUCUCUCCAAAGCCCCGUUGUGAACCCCACCCUGCACAGGAAGACAAAUAGGCUGAAUGGGGAUGCUGAACCAAAUUCCACACCUUUGUCCACUGUCAGAGUUGUCUACCAGGGCCUAAACACCUUGCUGCGUAACUAGAAAGCCACCUAAGCCAUUUGACAAGCCUGUCUUCAGAGAACCCACUAGAAGCAGUUAGGAAAAUUAUUCGCUGAGGUCUACAGGUGAUUCCUAAAGGAAAAUGCAAAAAAAAAAAAA